UGUCUCAAACGGAACGCCGUAGUGCAUUUUUAAAACAUAAGGAAUAUAUAUUUCACAUAUAUUGCAUAUUGUGAUAUUCCAAUUUUGUUAUAUCAUAUUCAUUGCCUUUUUAAACAAUCAUUUUGCUCGUUUUGUAGUUUGUAAUGUAUCAAGACGGAUAAGGCGCUGUCCAUGUAAUUUUGUAAACGAAUAAAAUAUAAAUGAUAUAAUUCCGUAUGGGAGGAAAUCAGGCUAAAGGAUUAAGUAAACGUGAACUAUGCAAGUUACAAAAACAAGUGAAUAUGCCAGUGGAGGAGAUUCAACAAUGGCACAGAGAUUUCAAGAAGAACGCUAAGAAUGGCCGUUAUUUGAAAAGAGAACAGUUUAGGGAGGUUUAUACGGAUAUGUUCGGCUCUGGUGCCUUAGACUUCGCUGAUAAUGUAUUCCGAACAUUUGAUAGAGAUGGAAACGGAUGUGUUGAUUUUGAGGAGUUCAUUUUAGGAAUUUAUAUGUCAUCAUCAAACGAUAUAGACUUGAAACUGAAAUGGGCUUUCAAUAUGUACGAUAUGGAUGGAAAUGGUUCAAUCGACAAACACGAACUAUUUUCUAUCAUUAAUUGCUCGUUUAAUAUGCAUGGGGAAGAAAAUGGCGAAAACCCCGAAGAACUUACUGAGAGUCUUUUCCGCGAGAUGGACACAGACGGGAACGGUGAAAUAUCAUGGGAGGAAUUUUACACGACUGCAUGUAAAGAUAAAAGGGUGUUGCAGCUAUUACAUAUGUGAUAAAGUUACUUUAGUGGGGAUAUUUAAAAAGUAAAAUGUGAUAAAUCACACUCCGUUCUUUUUUACAAACACUAUUCUAUUUCAACAGAAGUAACUGUAUAUAUUUAGUUAUAAAGUUAUCAGUAAAUAUAUGAAAUAAGUCAGUUCGUUUAUUUUAUGACGUUUGCGGGCAUAACAUCAAAUAUAAUUAUAUUUCUAUAUGUUUCAGAUAUUACAAGUUUAAUUUACUAGACUUAUUAGGCAAUAUCCCAAGGCUUGAAACAUAGAUAAACGAUUAGAAAAUUGCACUAAUUCGAUUUCAAAAUGAUUAACGCUGAAGCCUUUACAGGUCAAUGUUUAAGAUAUCACUUGCAUAUUAGAGUUUACUCCCUUAGAAAGUGACUGCCUUAGUGCUUGCUUGUCGUGCUUAAAUGAACACAAGAUGAAGAUUCCAUUUACAACGAUGAUAAGUUUCCGUAUCAUGCCGUU
Messenger RNA from Ruditapes philippinarum (Manila clam), 1229 nucleotides. Its product is annotated as neuronal calcium sensor 2-like. Lineage: Eukaryota; Metazoa; Mollusca; Bivalvia; Venerida; Veneridae. The record is from RefSeq and is a predicted model, not a curated record. Gene Ontology annotation, molecular function: calcium ion binding. The transcript has 2 exons. Bases 216 to 761 code for a protein of 181 amino acids.